This is a messenger RNA of Amoebophrya sp. A120, 1678 nucleotides long. The record is from the annotation of a GenBank genome assembly. Lineage: Eukaryota; Dinophyceae; Syndiniales; Amoebophryaceae.
AGACAAGCGCAGAGACCAGUCGGGCUCAUUUACGCUUGAUGGCAGGAAAGAAACGUCAGAGAAUAACUCUCCUGGCCAAUCGAGCGCUUUUCUGCUUCGCGGAAAAACCCGGCAGGUGGUGCCCACGAGCGGAGCUAGAAAUUAUGUUGACGCAGGUCGUGGAACUACGGCUCCAGGCAAAACAAAGGGCGUCGGCAAAGGCAAUACGACGCCGAGUACAACUCCAGCGAAAACGCUGUAUUCGGAGAAAAAUCUCACCGCGGAGGAGCAUCGGGCGUUCACGAGACAGCAGCUCGAUCUUGUAGAGCAGCGGGUCCAGCAGCUGAAGCAGGAGAUCGAGCAAAACGUUCUCCUCCUUGCCGGUGGCGAAACGGGGUGUCGCAUCGACGGAAAAGACGCCGAUCAGGAGGAAAUCCUGCGACAAAAGGCCGACCUGUUGAACACCAGCCCGUUUCUGGCCUCACGCUUUGGGGUUUGCGACGACCCGGCCGAGUGUUUGCCGCUCGGGGGCGAAUGGGAUCGUGGUCAGGACAACGGCGAAGAGGAUUUUGUUGGAGAACUGCAAAGUGAAAGUAGUAGAACUGGUACUAUGUCUUCCAGUAGUUUCGCGGAAAAUAUGAUUGCAGGGAAUCUUCGCCAGUCUGCCUUCGAUGCCGGCGACGGAUUCUUCGAUAGAGUCGGGCUAGAACACAGUUUCUUCCCCCGAAUUGAAGCGCGUUGGUCCGGCGACGGUGAGCACUACAGCAGCACGGGCGCGCGCAUCAGCGACGACGGAGAGGUCCAGCGGGACUCCGCUUUUCAGGCGGGCGAGGGCGUAGUAGAUGUCCCGACGGAUCUGCGCCACGAGAAGCUCUUUGACGACUGCGUGGCGGCCCAGGUCGGUCGUAUCUUCGUCGAGCAGUUCGCGCCCACCCCCGAGAAGUGGGACGAAGAAAGGAAAAAAACAGCUGCUGCGAGGGGGGAGCGACCUACAGCAACGGCGUCUCUGCAGCCCUACGUGGGCUACGCCAGCUUCGGGUUCGCUACUACCGGAAGGCUGGUCGAGUACCCGCACGUCGACAUGAAUCUUGAUGGAACAGCUGGAACGCCUACAGAGGAGGAGGAGAGCAAAGCCGUUUCAUCGUUCCUGUCGAACCAAAAUGCAAUCGACGAGGGGACAUCAAGUCACCUUCCGAUUUUCUCCAGCGACACGACAAGAGAAGAGCAUGAAAUAGACAAAAGCAGUGUGCUGGAGCUUGCGCACGAUCACGAACUGCAUCAACUCUCUCGUAGAGGAGGGUCUUCGGGCGGGAAAGAUUUGAGCACUUUCCGGAGUACGAGUAGAAGCUCCACCUCCAGCGCAACCACCUUCGUAUCCCUGGGCAACAACAAGAAGAACUUCGACGCACGGACCGCCCCGUGGUACGAAGCCACGGAGAAACGCGUGACCAAGAACAUCGUGUUUGCCAUCGACUUCUCCGGGUCUAUGACGGAGCACAAGCGGUGGGCCGCCGUGAAGCAGGCGGUGGCCCAGGCCCUGGACACCUUGACCACGUACGAUCGGUUCGCCAUCUUUCUGUGGGGCACCAUGCAGCAGCUGACGUCGCUGCAGCUGGUCGUCGCCACCGAGCCAAACGUGAGAGCCGCGCAACGGUGGCUGGACGACCUCCCGGACCCGGAUGAAAGCACGGACGCCGCC